Messenger RNA from Aspergillus mulundensis, 1050 nucleotides. RefSeq names its product aldo/keto reductase family protein. The record is from RefSeq and is a predicted model, not a curated record. The transcript has 2 exons. Lineage: Eukaryota; Fungi; Ascomycota; Eurotiomycetes; Eurotiales; Aspergillaceae. The coding region runs from base 1 to 1050 and encodes 349 amino acids.
AUGCCCCUCAUCGCCCAAAACCCCGUCCCAAGGGUUAUCCUGGGGUUGAUGACCUUCGGAAAAGACGAGUCGAAAGGCGCUAGAAUCACGUCACUGGAUGAAUUCAACAAGCACUUGGAUUAUUUCCAGCAACAAGGUUUCAACGAAGUGGAUACUGCGCGGCUUUACAUCGGAGGAGCCCAGGAGGCUUUCACUGCAGCAGCGAAAUGGAAGGAACGAGGCUUGACUCUUGCGACAAAGGUCUACCCUUACACUCCUGGUAUCCACAAGCCCGACGCUCUUCGCGAGCAUUUCGAGACCUCCCUUAAAGAACUCGGGACAAACCAGGUCGAUAUCUUUUACCUGCAUGCAGCCGAUCGGUCUGUCCCAUUCGAUGAAACAUUGGAGGCAGUCAACGAGCUUCAUAAAGAGGGCAAAUUUGUGCAGCUAGGAUUGAGCAACUUCACUGCUUUUGAAGUUGCUGAAGUCGUCACACUCUGUAACGAGAGAGGCUGGGUACGACCGACCAUUUACCAGGGAAUGUACAAUGCUAUUACACGUUCAAUUGAGACCGAGUUGAUCCCAGCAUGUAAGCGUUAUGGCAUUGAUAUUGUCGUCUACAACCCUCUGGCUGGUGGUAUUCUUUCCGGCAAGUACAAGACGAAGGACGUCCCCGCAGAGGGCAGAUAUAGCGACACCGCCGCAAGUGGCAGUCUGUACCGGAAACGAUACUUCCGCGACGCCACCUUCGAGGCAUUGUCUAUCAUUGAGCCUGUAGCACAAAAGCAUGGGCUCACGCUUCCUGAAACCGCUUUGCGCUGGAUUCACCACCACUCUAAGCUCAACAUCAAGGACGGCCGGGAUGGAAUUAUCGUUGGCGUGAGCAGCUUUGCUCAACUAGAAAGUAACCUAAAAGACGUCCAAAAGGGGCCUCUCCCUGAGGAAGUUAUCGAGGCACUGGAUAAGGCCUGGCUGGCCGCCAAAGCGACUACUCCGGAUUAUUGGCAUCUGGAUCUCAAAUAUACAUACAACACCCAAGAGGCGUUGUUCAAGCGGAAGUCAAAAGCUUAG